Molecule: messenger RNA, 1683 nt
Organism: Plasmodium reichenowi
Lineage: Eukaryota; Apicomplexa; Aconoidasida; Haemosporida; Plasmodiidae
Exons: 1
Coding region: 1-1683 (560 amino acids)
Biological process (GO): regulation of GTPase activity
Molecular function (GO): protein binding
Source: RefSeq, a predicted model, not a curated record
AUGAGUAAAAAUGAUUUUAACAAUAGGAUUUUAAAUAAUUAUGAAAAACAAAAAGUUCUUGAAGAAUCAAACAACUAUUUAAAGAUUUUGUCACAUAAUAAAAAUGUAUCUAGUAAUAAUAAGAAUAAUAUAAAUUUGCGAAAAGAUGAAGAGGAUGUAGGAAUGACGUCUAUAGAAGAAAAAAUAUGUUUUGAUGAAAAGAUUGAAGUUGAAGAAGUUUUUACUCUUGAGAUAUUAAUAAAAAUAUUGAGUAAAAUAUUUUUGAAGGGUAAUUAUUCUUUAACAAAAGAUGAUAUAAAUAUUACAAAUUGUAAGGUUAUGAUAUUUGAAUCUAAAUAUCAUUUAAAUAAUACAAAUGAUGAAGUGGAAGAUUUUAUUAAUAUGUUAUUUUAUUUUCAAAAUAAGAAUUAUUUAAUAUUUAUAAUAUAUUGUUUAAAUAAAAAAAAUAUAGUUUAUUUAAACUUCUUUAAUCCAUUAUUAAGUGAGAAAGAAACCAUCGAAGCUUUUAAUUUAUUUUUUAUGAACAAUUUUUUUCCACAUAUUAUUUUAGGAUUAAACAAUGGAAGAAUUCUUUUAUAUAACCAUGAAGGUAUAAUGUGUAUGUAUAAUAAAUUUGUUGAAUACAAAUUAAAAAAUAUUUUUAUUGAAAAUCAAAAAGAUUACAUUUUAUUUUUAUAUGAAAAUAAUAUAAUUGUUAAUUCAAAUAUACAUUUAAUUAAAAGGGCGUUAGAAACCAAUUCUAAAACUUUGCCCUAUGAUUAUAUGUUUACAAUAAAUAAAAAUAUUUCCUUAAGUCAUAUAAUAUUGAGAUGUGAUAAUUCUUAUGAUUUAUUAAAAAAGGAAUUAUAUACUAUGUAUAAUAAAGAAGAUUUAAUGCGUUAUAUAAAUGAUAAUAUAAAUACAAAUCCAAAUACAUAUAGUGGUAAUAUUAACUAUAUUAUCACAUCUAAAACUAUAACUUUGUCUAUUCUAAAUAUUAUAAAACCAAACACACCAAAUGAUUUCCUAAGUAGAAAAGAAAAUUUUAGUACAUCUGAGAAAUUAAGUUCAAAAAUUAAUAAUUUUAUAAAAAAUAUUUUUACCAAAAAAAAUGAAAGUGCACCAACAUCUUCUGCAUCAUCAGCUUUACCAUCUUCUCUAUUAAUUAAUCAAGUAGAUUAUAAUAUGAAUAGUAAUAAUACUAGUACAAAUGAUAUACUUAAUUCAAAAAUUGUUCAUUCAUUUAAUGAUUCUAAAAGACAAAUAAUAGACAUAUGUAUAUGCCCGUGGAAUACAAACUUAUUAUUAGCUUUAGAUAAUUUAGGAAGAAUUUCCUUAUUUAAUUUAUCUACCUUAAAUAUUUUGUACAUGUGGAAAAGUUAUAGAUCAGCAUUUAUGAGCUUUAUACAAAAACAAAAUUAUAAUUGCUUUCGUCGUCAGAACAAAAAAAAAUUUCAAGAUGCACCAUUCAAUCAAUUUGAUAAAGGAAUUUUAUUUUAUUUGAAAAAUAGAAGCUUAAUAGAAAUCUGGGAUUUUAAAACAUUGAAUAAAAUAUAUAGUGUAAGAACAUAUGAGUGUCCAAUCUUUUCAAAACUAUUUUUUGGUGAAAAUAACGUACCCAAUAAAGUCAUUCUUUUUAAUUCAAGUCAUCAUGUAUUUUUAAUGAAUACAAAUUUUGAGUUGUUGUAUUUAAAAUGGGUCUAA